Molecule: messenger RNA, 1034 nt
Organism: Culex pipiens pallens (northern house mosquito)
Lineage: Eukaryota; Metazoa; Arthropoda; Insecta; Diptera; Culicidae
Product: ejaculatory bulb-specific protein 3-like
Exons: 2
Coding region: 103-483 (126 amino acids)
Source: RefSeq, a predicted model, not a curated record
AACGGGUUUCGAUUUCGAGGUCUCCAAAGUUGAUAGCUCUUGAAAAGUGCAAAUUUAAGCUGUUUUUGUAUAGUACCGAACACACACACACAAAACCCCAAGAUGAAGCUGUACAUCGUCGUUGCGCUGGCGUUGAUCGCCGCUGUGGCCGCCCAGGACAAGUACACCACCAAAUACGACGGCAUCGAUCUGGACGAGAUCCUCAAGUCCGACCGGCUGUUCAACAACUACUUCAAGUGCCUGAUGGACCAGGGCCGUUGCACUCCGGACGGCAAGGAGCUGAAGCGGCUGCUGCCCGACGCCCUGAACACCAACUGCUCCAAGUGCAGCGAAAAGCAGAAGCAGGGCACCGAGAAGGUCGUCAACUACCUGAUCGACAACCGACCCUCGCAGUGGAAGACCCUGCAGGAGAAGUACGACCCCGACAACACCUACCGCACCAAGUACCGCGUCGAGGCCAAGAAGUUCGGCAUCACCGUCUAAGACUGAAGGCCCUCCCUCCCCUCGAACUGUGAAUGCGCCUCAAUGAACACAACCUCCCACAAACAAAUCAUUCCUAACCUUAAAACUAUCAAACCCUAUGGUGUCCUCUCUCCUCUUCAACGUCAAGAGUUACGGGCUUUCGACGUUUCGGUUUUGCAACGCUACCCCCCGUAGGGGGUCAACCACCCUCCCUUGCAAGAAGUCCAUUCACCCCAUAAGAAGUCUGCGAUCCGAGAACCAACAACCUCUUCAGGGCUGGGCGUGUGUGAGGCAAGCCAUGCGUGUUGCCGCGUUGACACAGUUACUGGAGGUUUGUUUAUCCGCAAGGCGAUGACUAAGUCCACCGAACCUCACCCCUUGCGCGGAGUGGCUGUUGCCAAACCGACGUUCGAUUGUUGAAACGAGAAUUAUUAAGUAAAGUUUGCUUCUAUUUGCUGAAGCGUGAGUUUAUCUGAGAGCAUUUUUUUGCGAAAUGGGUGGUGUUUCCUGUAGACUAUUAUUUGUUUAAGAAAAUAAAAAAAAAUCCUGAAAUAAAAAUCCCUUUUAUGAAA